Molecule: messenger RNA, 2754 nt
Organism: Aphanomyces invadans
Lineage: Eukaryota; Oomycota; Saprolegniomycetes; Saprolegniales; Verrucalvaceae
Exons: 7
Coding region: 405-2603 (732 amino acids)
Biological process (GO): proteolysis; peptide catabolic process
Cellular component (GO): cytoplasm
Molecular function (GO): zinc ion binding; peptide binding; metalloaminopeptidase activity
Source: RefSeq, a predicted model, not a curated record
AUGGAAGCACGAAGAAAGCGUUUGCGCGGCUGCCGACGACUGUCAAGCCCAUCAAGUACACGGUCGACUACGACGUGAUUGACCUAGACCGCUUUCGCUUUGAAGGCACGGAGCGCGUCGACGUUUCCAUCGUUGAAGCCACGUCCACGAUCACGUGCCACGCGGUCGAACUGUGGGUGCAUUCGGUGUCGCUGGCGAUCCACCACGACGACAGUCCGGGCACAGUCGUUGCGGCGGACGAAGUGCGGUACAUCACCAAGGACGAAGCGGUCACGUUUGUGUUUCCGUUGACGAUUCCGGCGGGCUCCAAGGCGACGUUGUCGUUGCAGUUCCACGGAAUCUUGAACGACAAGCUCAAGGGGUUCUAUCGAAGCCAGUACACGCAAGACGGCGAGUUGCGCACGAUGGCCGUGACGCAGUUCGAAGCGUGCGACGCGCGUCGAGCGCUCGUGUGCUGGGACGAGCCCGCGAUCAAGGCUUCGUUUCAGCUGUCGAUGGUGACUCCUGUGGACCGCGAAGCCAUCUCGAACACGCCGGUGCUGUCGACGCUCGUCCGUCCGUCCAAGUCAAACCCGAAGCGCUUGGAGAAGGUGUGGCAAUUUGACGAGACGCCGGUCAUGAGCACGUACUUGUUGGGGAUGGUGGUUGGCGAGUUCGACUUUGUCUCGGGCUUUACGAAGGAAGGGGUCGUCGUCCGGGUGUACACCCCCGUGGGUCGGUCGGACCGGGGCAAGUUUGCCCUGCGCGUGGCGACGCAGUGCUUGAGCUUCUUCACGGAGAAGUUUGGGAUUCCUUACCCGCUUGCCAAGCUCGACAUGAUGGCGAUCCCCGAUUUCAACGGCGGCGCGAUGGAGAACUGGGGCGUCGUCACGUACCGCGAGAUGCGCUUGCUGAUUGACGACCAAGCGAGCAGCUUGGCGCAGAAGACUGCGACGGCGCGGACGGUGUGCCACGAGUUGGCGCAUCAAUGGUUUGGCAACCUGGUUACGAUGGAAUGGUGGACGGAGUUGUGGCUGAAGGAAGGUUUUGCUCGAUUCCUAGAAUUCGAGGCGGUGCACGAUAUCUUCCCCGAAUGGAACGUCUGGGGAAGCUUCGUCCAAGACAUCACGAUGGCCACGGCUAUGCAGAAGGACGCGAUGGAGAGCUCGCACCCGAUCGAAGUCAUCGUGCACCAUCCCGACGAAGUGGACCAGAUCUUCGACGUGAUCUCGUAUGCCAAGGGGGCGUCGGUGAUUCGCAUGUUGGCCAACUUUAUCGGGGUCGACAAAUUUUACGUUGGCAUGCACAACUACCUGACCAAGUUCGCGUACGGCAAUGCCAAGACGGUCGACUUGUGGCAGGCGCUGGAGGCGGCGUCCGGUUUGAACAUUACCGCGAUGGCGCACACCUGGACGACGCAAAUGGGAUUCCCUGUCGUCACCGUGACGAAGGAUGGACCGACCAUCUCCCUGACCCAACAGCGCUUCUUGGCCAACGGGGCCGAGGACACCGUGAGCAAGUGGGACGUCCCUCUGACGUACAUCACGCCGUCGGCUGGUGUCCACAACGCCGGAAUCUGGGUGGCGUCCCAGCCAUCCAUUCGUUUGGACAUUGGCGAUGCCCCCUGGGUCAAGGUCAACGCUUCCCAAACGGGAUUUUACCUCGUCAACUACCCCUCGGAGCUCUGGACGGCCCUCGAAACCCCCGUCGCACAGCUUGAGCUGGACACCGUCGAUCGUGUGUCCCUCCUCCACAGCAUUUUUGUGCUCGCCCGCGCUGGCCUUGUCGCGACCACGGACGCGCUCCAGUUUUCUCAAGCGUACGCCGCCGAGCCCGAGUACUUGGUGUGGAAGGAACUGUCGGAGAACUUGGCCGUGUACUUGCGCUUGUUCAAGCACGAAACGUGGUUUCCUGCCUUCCAAGCAUACAUUCAACGGCUGUACUCGAACGUGAUGGCCCAGUUGACGUGGAAUGCUCUCCCGACCGACAAUGACUUGACGACCAACUUCCGCCGCGACGUGAUUGCGAUGCUGGCGGCGGCCAAGGAUCCGGCCGUCGCGGCCGAAGCCUCGACUCGGUUCCACGCGUCUCUUGCGUCGCCGUCGUCGCUGUCGGCCGAUCUGCGCUCGAUCGUGUACAGCAUCCACGUCCGCACGGCGCCCGACUCGGACGCCGCCUUUUCGCACUUGCAACAUGUUUAUGAAACUAGCAACUUCAUCGAAGAAAAGCUCGACGUCCUCGGUGCGCUCGGGCGAUUCUCGUCGCACGCGUUGAAGUCGCGUGCCCUCGAGUGGGCCGUCGCGAACGUCCGCAGCCAAGACAUCCAGUACGUGUUUGGCAGUGUGUCGGCGGACGGAUCGACCGUCGCGUGGGAGUACGUGCAGGCGCAAUGGGAUGCCCUCUCCGCCAAGUACUCGCAAGUCGUCGUCGGCCGCAUCUUGUGCGCGUCGAUUGCGAGCUUCCAAACGGAAUCGGAUGCGAGCGCGGUGGAAGCGUUCCUCGUCGGCCGACCCCAAGGCGCGUUUGCCCGUCCCCUGGCCACGGUUCUCGAGAAUAUCCGCACCAAAGCUGCCAUGUAUGCGCGGGACGUCGAGCCCUUGGCGGCCUGGAUUCAAACGUUGUAAAGCCGCCUUCUUCGUCGACAGAGCAAGCCAAGCCAACCGUAGUGCGUCAGCGACUCAGUCUAGAGUGUUCAGCUACAUUUUAUCAAGUAGUUCGAUGUCUUUCAUCGUUGCAUGCAGCUCUCCAUCUUUUCCAUGACAACUUCAUAUGCCA